UGGGUGGCUCCUCUAUCCAAGAUGGAGUUGGAGGGGAAGAAGAAUCCAAGAUUCAUGCUGAGCUACCUAAUUCACCAUCGUCUUCAGGUGGGUUCCGUCAGUUUUCUUCAAAAAGGACUCAUCUUUGUAGAGAAGGCAUGAUGUGACCGAUAAUGUUGGUGGAAAUUAUUGAUUUACUUUGUACAAGACAUCUUGUUUGUACCACAUAAGAUUAUGUUUUCAGAAUUGUAGCCUGCUGUGGUAUUGGGAACUUUCAAUUGGUCAUCAGUUACUGUCAGCCCCUGCCACAGUCAAUUAUUGAAUUACGUCUUACCUAUCAUGCCCUUUUUGGCGGCAUCAAAGGCGUUCCAAUUACAAGAAGAGUAUUUUCCUCUCCUCGGUAAACAACCGGAGAAUCCACUUAUGCUGCUUGGGCAAUAUAGUGAUGAUGAGGUGGAUGAGGAAUCUAGUGAAGGACUUGAACGUGCUGCUUCAGAAGAUUCUUCUCUUGAUCACGAAGACCAGGAAAAACAAGCUGGCGGAGAGGAAAAUAAUGUUAAUGGGGAAAUUGGUUCUACAGUUAUGGAAGUUGAAGAGCAAGCUAUUGACAAUGGCUCUGAUGUACCGAGUCCUUCAGAUAGACCUGCAGAAGAUAGUACUACGGAAAAUAAUGCUUCUGAUUCAGUUGAUUUGCACACUCAAUUGAGUGCGACGGAGCAAAUUACUGCUCCUGCAACUUUGGAUGCACAAGUUCUUGGGGAUGCAAGUUCAGGGUGGAAGAUGGUGUUGCACGAAGAGAGUAAUCAGUAUUAUUAUUGGAACAUAGUAACAGGAGAGACUUCAUGGGAAGUGCCCAAGAUAUUGGACCAUGCAGCUGAACCGAGGUUCGAAGAGAAAAUUACUGCUGAUACUGAAUGCACGGGCAGUGCCACCUCAGGGAACUUAGAAUCCUCUGCAUUAGACAUUAGACAGACUGGCGUCAGCUAUAGCAACAUCAAUGAAUACAGGCAGCCAAUAGAUGAUACCUUACAUGAUAAGAAAGUAGACAAUGGUGAGGACCAAAAUGGCACAAUAAAGGACUCUGAACAAAUCGAUUCACAACAUAAUGAACCAUCAUCUCCUGGUGGAUCUCUUUCUUCAGGGCAAUCAGAUCAAACUCUUGCAGUUCAUUUGAAUGCCUCAGGUGAAGAUUCUACAAUGCAUAGGGAUGCAGAUUAUGUUCCAGAAGAUGAAACUGAGGCAGACUUUUCCUCUGACCUGGUAAAACAUUGUGAACGCUUGCUAGAGCAAUUGAAGACCAUGAAAGGCUCCAAUUAUUACGUGCAACUGGACGAUCAAAUUUCAAAAUAUGCAUUGGAACUUGAGAUUAGGCUUGCUGAUAUUAGGUCCUUAGCCUGUAAUGGGCUGUCAUUGCUUCCCUUCUGGGUGCACUCUGAGAGGAAGAUAAAACUGCUAGAUUCAGAAAUAAAUCACAUUCGUGGGCAAUUCCUGUCCGGACAACACAGUGAUGUUGAGGCUGGUCAUGAAUCUCACAGAGACAGUGAUCAUGUACACAAUGCAACUGGAGAGAGGCCAAGUCAUCCUACCACUGGUGAUGCAAGUGAGAAAUCUGGAGCCACUGGAGUCACUGUACAUGAAGAGUUAACUCCUCAAACAGUGCUUCAUCCGGCUGAAGAAGUAGACAUGGAUGUGGAUAUGGAAGUUGAAGACACUGAACCUUCAAGCAGCUUAACUGUGGGGGAUGCACUGCAUGCCCCAAAUCAUGCCCCACUGGACGUACCAAGUCGUUCUGCGCUACAGACAAAAUUGGAGUCCUCCGUUCCGGAACAAACACCUAAUGUUCCACCUCCACCUGAUGAAGACUGGAUUCCUCCACCACCUCCUGAUAAUGAACCUUUUCCACCACCACCACCCGAUGAACCUUUAGAUCACACACAUGCUCUUCCUUCAGAUAUGGAAUCGGUUCAACCUUUUUCUUAUAACUUAGCUUAUCCAGGUUCGACAUUUGAAUACUAUGGGCAAACUAAUUCUGAAGUUGCCAGUAAUUUAUAUGCAACUUCGGACGGUCAGAUAGCUGUUAGUCAUCAACCAUUAUAUUAUCAAAUCCCAGAUACGUAUAGUGCUGCUCCUGUGGCAAUCAACCAUGUUGACCCCAGUGCAUACUAUGGCUAUCAGGAUGGAGCACUGCAGCCUGUUUCCGUAGUCAGUGGUACAGAGUCUUCUGGUCUUCCAGCUAUACCAGUUCAUGAAAAUGUUGCACCUGAUGCAGUUCCAUCCUUAGAUGUCCAGGGGGGGUCACGAUCUGAUUUGUUAGCAAAAACUGAGGCCGAUGUACCCGUUAAUUUGGAGUCUGAAGAGACAUCUUUUGAUGUUCCUGCUGCACAAUCCUCUUUGCAAACUACAAGAAGUGUAUCAGCGAUGGAUGGUGGUGCUGUGUCUUCAACAUCUAUGGUCACUGGCUCUGUUGCUACUGCUUCAACUGCCCCCUCAAAGGUUCAAUCGAAAGUUUCGCGUAAUAAAAAGCGCACUACUGGUGUGGUUUCCACAUUAAGGUCUAAUAAGAAAGUCUCGAGCUUGGUUGACAAGUGGAAAGCUGCCAAAGAGGAGCUGCAUGCAGAGGAGGAGGAAGAACCCAAAAGUGUUCUGGAGAAGCUGGAGAAGAAACGACAACGAGAAAUAGAGGAAUGGCGUGCUAAGCAGAUUGCAAGUGGGGAGGCCAAAGAAAAUGCUAAUUUUCAACCACUUGGCGGUGAUUGGCGAGAGCGUGUGAAACGAAAAAGAGCUGAAAAGAUGAGGGAGGCUGAAAAGCAACCAUCUGAAGAAAAUGAGCAGCCUGAUCUGGAUGUUCUUUCUAGAGGUCUUCCAUCUGGAUGGCAGGCUUAUUGGGAUGACUCCACAAAGCAGGUCUACUAUGGAAAUGCUGUGACAUCAGAGACGGCCUGGAAUAGACCGACUAACUGAAUAUUGAUACGGAGAAUUCCUACCUAAUUGAUAUAUUCAUUGUAACUUUUACUUUCUAUAAAAAAUUUGGCUCGAACAUGUCAGUUACUGCGUUGUAUAUAUGUAGGGGGGUGUAGUGACGUGAUCAAGUGGCAGCUUGCUCAAGCUUGAUUUGGUAUCUUAAUGAGUUCUAAAAUUUUGUUCCA
Messenger RNA from Nicotiana attenuata, 3125 nucleotides. Its product is annotated as formin-binding protein 4. The record is from RefSeq and is a predicted model, not a curated record. The transcript has 10 exons. Gene Ontology annotation, molecular function: protein binding. Bases 319 to 2940 code for a protein of 873 amino acids. Lineage: Eukaryota; Viridiplantae; Streptophyta; Magnoliopsida; Solanales; Solanaceae.